AUGUUGCAACUGAAUGAGUUAGAAGAACUCCGCAAUGAAGCCUAUGAGAGUUCGAAGAUAUACAAAGCCAAAACAAAAGCUUUUCAUGACAAACACAUUGUUCGAAGGCAAAUUCAGCCGAAACAAAAAGUUUGGCUUUACAAUUCAAGGCUAUGCUUAUUUCCAAGAAAGCUUAAGUCUAGAUAGACAGGUCCUUACAUUGUAGUGGAAACAUAUGAUCAUGGAGUAGUCUUGAUUAAAGAUCCCAAGAAUGAUCAUACAUUUGAGGUCAAUUGUUAUAGACUUAAACCUUAUUUGCAGCAUACCAUUCAUGAGUCUCAAGAGAUUUAUUUGCAGGAUCCAUGAGUUCAUUGACAUUUGGCUGACGACGUUAAACUUAGCGCUUGUUGGGAAGCAACCCAAUCAUUUGCAAUUGUUAUUUUUCUUUUCUACUUUUAUGUAUUAUUUUAUUUUUUUUGUAAAGAAGAUGACCAGUUAGAUGAGCUUCUCACUAGACUAAGAUGAUUGCAGAUGAUAUAACUAGUUAGUACAAUCCUCAAAGGAUUGA
Messenger RNA from Spirodela intermedia, 547 nucleotides. Lineage: Eukaryota; Viridiplantae; Streptophyta; Magnoliopsida; Alismatales; Araceae. The record is from the annotation of a GenBank genome assembly.